Rangifer tarandus platyrhynchus (Svalbard reindeer) is the source of this 768-nucleotide messenger RNA. Lineage: Eukaryota; Metazoa; Chordata; Mammalia; Artiodactyla; Cervidae. The record is from the annotation of a GenBank genome assembly.
AUGAAAGUCCUGCGGGGACACUGCGGGCCAGUGUACGGCACCAGGUUCCUCCCGGACAGCUCUGCGCUGCUCUCCUGCUCUGAAGACACGUCCAUCAGGUACUGGGACCUGGGCAGCUUCACCAAUACCGUGCGGUACCAGGGCCACGCCUACCCCGUGUGGGACCUGGACAUCAGCCCGCACAGCCUGUACUUCGCCAGCGGGUGCCACGACCGCACGGCCCGCCUCUGGUCAUUUGAUCGGGCGUAUCCUCUGCGAAUCUACGCCGGGCACGUGGCAGAUGUGGACUGCGUCAGGUUCCACCCCAAUUCAAACUAUUUAGCCACGGGCUCGACAGACAAGACAGUGCGGCUGUGGAGCACCCAGCAGGGGAACUUGGUGAGGCUCUUCACCGGCCACCACGGCACCGUGCGCUCCCUGGCCUUUUCCCCCAACGGUAAGUACCUAGUGUCUGCAGGCGAGGACCAGCGGCUGAAGCUGUGGGACCUGGCAUCCGGGACCCUCUACAAAGAGCUGCAGGGCCACACGGACAGCAUCACCAGCCUCACCUUCAGCCCGGACAGCAGCCUGAUCGCGUCAGCAUCCAUGGACAACUCAGUGCGUGUCUGGGACAUCAAGAGCACGCACAGCUGCACGCCCGCAGACGGCUCAUCCAGAGAGCUCCUGGGCGUCUUCACCCGCCAGAUGAGCAAAGUGCUGAGCGUGCAGUUCAUGGCCUGCAACCUCCUGCUGGUGACCGGAAUCACACAAGAAAAUGAGGAACCUUGA